AUGCCACCGGCGCCGGAAGAGAAAGCGGAGAGCCAUCUGAGCGACACCCCAGCGAAGUCAGAGCUGGAUCAGCAACAAGAAAACGAUAAGAAGCGGGCGGCGCCGCAGCUGCUGACAGAGACGAAGAAGAAGCCGCGGAAGCAGAAGAAGCAACUGGAAGAACCUAAGGAUAAAAUGGAAGGUAACGACGACGAUGAGAAACGGCGCAACUUUUUAGAGAGAAAUCGUGUGGCGGCGCUGAAGUGUCGCCAACGUAAGAAGCAGUUGAUCCAAAAGAUGGAAGAUGAGCUCACGUUCUACUCCACCGGAUACCGUGAGCUCUCAGCGCAAGUGACCCAGCUACGAGAACAGUUGAUUAAGGUGAACCAGGUGUUGGCAGCACAUAAAGACUGCCAGCUACUCGCACAACAAGUCGGGGGGUUUGACCAUUUGAACCAGUUGCUCACUCAGAGUCAGUAUGUCACCCAAUUAGCCGCAGGCAAUCAGGGCAAUGUCACUCUGAUUCCACUGACAAUCCCCACUACUUUGAAUAGCGUGCCCAUGGCUGGCGCCCAAGCGGCGACUCAGACCAGCGCCGCAAACACAAUGACGGCAGUGCCGCCGCCGCCACCCAACGCUCAACCUCAAUACCAGCCGGGGAUGCCCGGGAUGAUGGAACUGGGUGUGCCUCGCCUGGCAGUGAUGGCGGCAGCGACCGACAACCAGCAGACCGUCACCAGCCACGGCUCGAUGACCGAUUUGCAGGCCGUCGGCAACGAACAAGGCGACUUGCGCAACAUCCAGCUGAUGCUGAACUUGCAGCGAGCCGGGGAGUUGGAAGGGUUGACGUUGGACAUGGGUAUGGUGCAGCCCAACAAUUAG
Messenger RNA from Diutina rugosa, 861 nucleotides. RefSeq names its product Sko1p (gene SKO1). Lineage: Eukaryota; Fungi; Ascomycota; Pichiomycetes; Serinales; Debaryomycetaceae. The record is from RefSeq and is a predicted model, not a curated record. The coding region runs from base 1 to 861 and encodes 286 amino acids. The transcript has a single exon. Gene Ontology annotation, biological process: regulation of transcription by RNA polymerase II. Gene Ontology annotation, molecular function: RNA polymerase II cis-regulatory region sequence-specific DNA binding; DNA-binding transcription factor activity, RNA polymerase II-specific.